ACAGCACGCUUUUGUGGCUAUUCUGACCCACAACCGUCUGCAGAGCGGAUAUAUGAGCAAGAGGGUCAAAGUUCAAAGUGCCACGUUGCGAUCAAGUACUAGUAUAUCUCAACAUUAUGCAUUCUGCAUGCAACAGUAUGUAUGUCGUAAGGACAUCUGCACUAUAGACAAACUAUAGGAGAUAAUAAAGUUACUAAACGUAAAAGGAAACAUUUAUUUGGAGGGAAAAGUAUCUUUUUCCCUACUUCCUGCUUUUGUCUUUUGUCCUUCAUGAGCUUCCAUACUUCACAACUUGUGACAUCAUCGGUCUGUUGUGGAAAACAUUUCAAGCUAACAGAGGUCUACACCCGUUCGGUCACAUAUGAAGUUGAUCUCAAAAGUUCGCAGAGACUCCCCGGGGGUGUUCUGUGGUCAACCUCAAAUAUGCACUCAGAGCUUCCUGUUCACAGGGAAGAGAUUUCUACUGGUCGAACUGAACUGGAAAAGAUAUUCUGAGUAACUUCCUUGUUUGAACUGGAAACACACACUGACUCAAUUCAUCGUUAUGGAUCCUUGGACUCCCUGCAGAAAGAAGAAUGUCCAUAACAUUGUGCACCUCUUUCUUCAACAAUUCAAAUUUUUAGAAGAAAUGAGGAAGAAAAUAUCGGAAAAUUGCGUGUGAUCCUGUGAGCUUCUCUUAUAGACUGAAGGUUGAGGAGCACGAUAAAUCAAAAAUGAGCCACAGAGUUCAAGAAAACCACCAGGGGACGGGACUGAAAGACGUCUUCGGCAUACUCGUUAAAACUCUUCCGGAGCGGCUGCUGAGCUUGACAUUCCAGCUGGGUGACUCUCCUGAAGAUCAGAUCAUACACGCCUUGAGUCUGAUUAUUCUCAAGCAGGAGGAACGUGCCCUGGACAAACUGCAGAGGCUGAAAGACAACUACCUCGCUACCCAUCUCGCUGAAAAGUGGCAGAUGAGUGGAGGCAAAUUAGACGACUUUGCCGUUCACUGCGGUCACUGUCCUGAGCUUGCAGGGGAAUCUUUUGCACUGUUGGCUCGUGUUUUCAAGGUUUUGUCCGAACAGGAGCUGUGCCAUCCAUUUCUGAGAAAUCUGGCGUACAGCAGAGCCCUUUCCAGUGACAACCAGAGAGCAAGCAGUUGUGAGAAAUUGGAGUAUGAUCAUCUCACAGAGGAAGCGAACGUUGUCUGUGGACCUCACUUUGCAGAGUGGGCGUGCUCCUCAAGCGAUCUCAAGUCAGGGCCUCGCCAUGAUCCUCUGAGCAGCCUGGAUGAAAGAAUCAACACUUUAAAAGUUACCCCGUCUCAAGAUGUGUCGGAGAGCGAUCACAGCCUGCCCAGCUCGCUGCUGGUGCCCUCUUCAAUGCCCUCAUACCCUACUCAUCUGGAGAUAAGUAUACCUCCAACAGACUUAUUUGAAGAUGUUGAAGUAACUCCAGAAACAUCUGUGAAAUCCGAACCCGCCCUUCUGAGCAAAUGUGAAACAAAAGAUGCACUUCCAUCCAGUCAACCUCCUUUGUCUGAUUCAGCGCAACACUCAAAGAUGGAUGAAACCUCCCCUGCAGAGGGAAGUCAGUCGGACAGUCUUCUUGCUGAUGAUAAGACCCCGAACCAAACCCCCAAACCAACCGUUGCACUACCUUCUGCAACACGCAUUGUUCCACCCAUGAUGUCUGCUACAAAUGACAUGCAUGACAGUGAAGAUGCAGAAGAGGAGGAAGAGGCCAUCUUUUAUGCAUUUGUUAUCUUGCACGCACCGGAGGAUGAAGAUAUGGCUGAGAGCAUCAGGGAGAAAAUACAGGCGGUCAUUGGUAGUGAUGGUGCAACUUUUUCUGGGGACUUUGCUCUCCCUGGGAAGAGCACCCUGAGGUGUCUAGCGGAUGCCAUCAACAACUCGGCCUUCACUUUUCUGCUGCUCACCUGCAACUUCAACACUCGCAUGCUGGAUCUGGAGACAGACUCUGCCCUUAUCAACUCCAUAAACAAGACACACAAGUACAACACCGUUAUCCCUCUUAUGCCACUUGAGAACUGCAUGCCCAAAAAAGACAUCCCUAUGGUUGUGCAAACAAUAAUUACACUCAGGGAGAACCAGAUCUCUGAGAGGAAACUAAAACAUGUAUUCUCUCCAGUGAAGAUUAAAAACCAGAGGAAAAUGUGGAACGUGGAGCAAAAAGAGAAAAGGGAGAGGGAGCGACAGGUGAGACUGAAGCAGCAGAUCAAAGAGUGUGCAGCGGAGUUGGAGGAAGAGACCCUGAGGCUUCUUUUGCAAAGAAAACAAGACGUUAGUGAUGGCAGGAUUCAGUGUCAACAACAACAACCAACAAAUAUUAACAUUGUAAAUGCUAACUGCGUUUUGAUUGGUAACAACUCUACACUGACUGUGGAUUUGGGUGGAGAUGCAGACAAAGUUGAUUCAGAAGAGGAGCAAUAACCUUAAAGAUGGGAGUGGGGGGAACAAUUAUUGUGUCGUCAAAGUAUUCGUAGAAAAUGAGAAGAAUAGUCCUGUUUACUGUCUGAACACUGCAAUGUCAGAGCUGUUCACACAUGCAGAUUGUGUUUAAACUGGUUGGUGAAAGGAGUUUCAAUAAAAUGUUCCAAAGAGCAACUAAGUGCUGUUUUAAUGAUAUCUUAGGAUGCUGUAAAAAGAGCAGAACAAUAGUUGUAGAUAUUUAACAGAGGACUGCCACCUACUGACCAAUGUGUGCUGCACACGUCCAGAUCUCUUCUGCUGUAUGAACCCACUGGAGACGCUAGGGGGCAAUGCUGUUCCACACUCAUUGGCCUUCACGGGGUCUACAGAGCCAGGGUCCUCCAACAACACUUACUAUUCUGGUAUCUGAGAGCUAAAAGAGAUUAAAUAAAUUCUUGAUUUUGCAUAUCAGUAUUUCAAGUGUUUGUGUGUGUGUGCAUGCAUAUUUAAAUCAUUGUGCGUUGGCAGUUUUUUCCUCAUGUGUUUUCUGAUGCUCUUUGUAACCUUGUUUUUCAAAGUGUUUUAUAACUACAUUUUAAUUACCUUUGCAUUGAAAAUGCGGAAGGUUAUGUUUUGAUCGGCGUGUAUUUAUUUAUUUAUUUAUUUAUUUGUAUGCGUGUUAUUCGCAUAACAAAAAAAGUUUUAAACCGAAUUGCAUGAAAUUUGGUGGGAUGAUUGGUUAUUAUCCGGGGACCAUUUGAUUAGAUUUUGGGAUCGAUCGGGUCAAAGGAACAAGGUCAAGGUCAUGAAAAGGUCAACAUCCUCUUGAAUCGCAUGACAUUUGGUGGGAUGAUUGGUUAUUAUCCGGGGACCAUUUGUUUAGAUUUUGGGAUCAAUCGGGUCAAAGGUCAAGGUCGUGGAUAGGUCAAAAUCUUCUUUUUACCAUAGCGCGGUCAAUUUCUAUCCAAUUGGCAUGCAACUAAUGCCAAAAUGUGCAUAAUUCAAUGCCCAACCUUUUGAUAUGCGAAAGUAUGCGCUCUACCGAGUGCCCAUUCUAGUUCUAAUUGUUAUUGUCUCGACCCAUAUGGAGAAUGGGGCUAAACUACGCCAUAAAUCACGUACUAAAAUAAAAUGUUCUUGGUUCCACAACAAUAAAUUACCAGCAAACACUA
Messenger RNA from Pseudoliparis swirei, 3583 nucleotides. It is a transcript of the gene ticam1, whose product is annotated as TIR domain containing adaptor molecule 1. The record is from RefSeq and is a predicted model, not a curated record. Gene Ontology annotation, molecular function: protein kinase binding. Bases 714 to 2432 code for a protein of 572 amino acids. Gene Ontology annotation, biological process: positive regulation of natural killer cell activation; positive regulation of cytokine production involved in inflammatory response; positive regulation of canonical NF-kappaB signal transduction. Lineage: Eukaryota; Metazoa; Chordata; Actinopteri; Perciformes; Liparidae. The transcript has 2 exons.